UCCAGCCUGGCUGGCCUCUCACUUCCUUCCUGUCCUUCGCCACAUCCGGUCCCCGUGAGAAGCCUGUCCCACCCCCCGCUGCUCAAGAUCUGCGCCACAGGGCUCCUGGUGCUCUUUAAUUAACCUUCCGGAUCACUCCCACUGUCACAUGACUAUGUGUUCCCUCUCUGAUGGAACAUCAAGAAAAAGCACCAGAAGCAAAAUCAUCUCCACAAUCCUUAAAUUACCAUCAGCCACAAGUCGGGGCAAAGCCUUUUCCACCUGCUCAUCUCAUCUUAUGGUUGUGGCAUUGUUCUUCGGAUCAGCCAUUGUCACAUAUUUAAGACCCAAGACGCAAGGCUCAGCAGGAACUGACAAAGUACUUUCCCUCUUCUACACGAUUGUGACGCCUGUGUUUAACCCCAUGAUAUACAGUCUAAGGAACAAGGAUGUCAUGAUGGCCCUGAGAAAAUGGCCAGGUAAACACCUUAGAUCAUUGAAAAAGUGACUUGUAUUUCAGAACUUGAUUUCUUAUAUAUGUGUUACAAAUUUUCAACAGAUAUUUAUCUUAA
This is a messenger RNA of Odocoileus virginianus texanus, 551 nucleotides long. Lineage: Eukaryota; Metazoa; Chordata; Mammalia; Artiodactyla; Cervidae. The record is from RefSeq and is a predicted model, not a curated record.